UGAUCUAAAGAAUCGGAUUUUUUUACGAAUCCACUUAUUGUGUUUUCCAGAGUAUACUGAACUGAUAGAGUCAAUAGAAAGUGGGCAAGUGUAAAUUCUCGUUUCAAAUGCUCUGAAAGUAUGUAACCAUUAAAUGUUCUGAAAGUAUGUAACCACAUUUAUGGUGAACGAACCGUAACAGAAUUGAGCAUGCUACGUCUAAUGUGUGAAAAGGAAGCAUUUUGUGUGGAUAUAACACACAUUUUGUGGCAUUGUUGUUAACCACAGAUUAGUUUAUCAUUUAAGUACGACUAACAAUAUCAGGAGGGGCGAAAUUAAGCAGGCUAGACGUGGUCGUCAGCAGCAUACUAAUGGUAACAGGUAAAAAAAACUUUUUCACAGAUAAAAUAGGUGCACACGUCGUAAUAGUAUUCCAUGCAUUGUGGUAUUUUUAUACUUUAUAAACUUACUCGUUUUACUUCAUGAAAUAAUUAACAGACUAACGUGUGCAUUUACCUAAACGAGCUUAUAAAUGCAGUGUAUGUACAUAAUGUGGUAUUUGAAUACAUAUUUUAAAACAAUGGCAAUCAAUUGAAAGUCACUAUUCAUGACACAAUGCGCUCGUGAAUUGUUUGUAUAUUUUCUGUCACAACUCAAAAAAAUACGCAAGAAUUUUUUAAGUAGUGAUGGAACUUUACUACCUACGACUCGUAGACUCGUGACACCAUGCCCGCAGAACAUUUAUCAUCGCAAAAUUUUUGCAUAAAAUACAUUUCACUUCCUUGUAUGUCCCUGGAUAUAUAGAGGCUGCGCGUCGGUCAUUUGACAGUGUGUUGAAAACCCCAAUCAAUAAAUCAUGGUCACUCUCCUGAUCUUCACUUUCCUGCUGAAUCAAGCAUUUGUCUCGGCUCAGACUUGUGGUUUUUCUGCGACUCCACAAAACCGCAUUGAGGGUGGUAAUGAGGCCACUCCUCACAGCUGGCCUUGGCAGGUCUCUGUGCAAUACUACAAUUCAACGACAAACGCAUGGUACCACUUUUGUAGUGGAACCCUCAUCGCCCCACAGUGGGUUCUCACAAGUGGCAGCUGUGCCAAGCAGACGUAUUAUCUACGAGUAGUGCUUGGCAAGCACAAUAUAUACCAGCAGGAGGCUGGGGCAAAUGUUGCAGAAGCCUACCUAACUGCUUACCAUUCCGGAUUUAACUACACCAGCCUCGAAAAAGACAUUGGAUUGAUUAAGCUGAAAGCACCGGUGACGUCGGACAUUGGAAUACAGUUCGCCUGCCUUCCCAGUGACAAUGAGCGACUGUCAUCGGCAAGCAGAUGCUACGUCAUCGGCUGGGGCUCCAAAACAAAAAAUGGUUUACUUACCAGCACGCUCCAGCAAGCCAACCUACCAGUGAUUGACGACAACACAUGCAACACAUUUUGGGGUUUUCAAUUACCUGCAAACACAACAUGUGCUGGUGAUGGAUCAAGCGGUGCAUGCGAUGGUGAUUGGGGUGGACCGCUACUAUGUCUGAAGAGUGACAAUUCAUGGGUUCUGCAUGGCGUUGUUACAUUUAUAUCAAAACGGAGUUGUAAAGAUUACUAUGUGCCUACAGUCUUCACUCGUAUAUCUGCCUACAUUCCCUGGAUUCAAAACGUGAUGGCGCGUUAUUAAACUCGGAAGGACAUUCUUGUGGCCGAUGAACUGUACCAUCAAGAUGGUCAUCGCCGUCUUAACACAUACCGGUUCAUUGAUAUUUACAUCAUGUUUCUUGAAAUAUUAACACAAGCUUGUUUAAUCUAAUCUGAAUCAAAAAAUGUUGUUUACAUAUAUAAAGGAAACAGCUGGUAACAAUGUAUAUUCUUGUUUUAAACACUGAAAGUUACGUAACCACAUGGCGAAUUAACCGUGAAAGAAUUGUGCAUGAUACAUCUAACAUGUGAAAACGACAUAUUUGAUGUGAGUUUAACACGUAUAGCAAAUCUGUACAUGGAAAACUUUGAAAUAAGAGCACUUGCCUCGAGCACA
Messenger RNA from Petromyzon marinus (sea lamprey), 1996 nucleotides. The record is from RefSeq and is a predicted model, not a curated record. Lineage: Eukaryota; Metazoa; Chordata; Hyperoartia; Petromyzontiformes; Petromyzontidae.